Messenger RNA from Vigna angularis (adzuki bean), 944 nucleotides. RefSeq names its product ATP-dependent (S)-NAD(P)H-hydrate dehydratase-like. Gene Ontology annotation, molecular function: ATP-dependent NAD(P)H-hydrate dehydratase activity. The coding region runs from base 159 to 719 and encodes 186 amino acids. The record is from RefSeq and is a predicted model, not a curated record. Gene Ontology annotation, biological process: metabolite repair. NCBI's taxonomy places the organism in Eukaryota, Viridiplantae, Streptophyta, Magnoliopsida, Fabales, Fabaceae. The transcript has 7 exons.
UGAGAUGAUUGGCAGAAUUGGAGAAAGUGCAGCUGCUGUGAAGGCUUGCAAGCCUGCUGCCACGCUGGAUAACUGAAGUCAAAGCUGUCUAUUUGUAUUGUGCUUAGCUGUCAAGCUUACCACAUUUGGCUUAAAAUGUGGAUUGUGUGAGUGAACUCAUGAGACAUGCAAGACAGUCAAAUAUCCCAAUAGUUAUAGAUGGGGAUGGUCUUUUUCUUGUUACAAAUAAUCUUGACCUUGUUCGUGGCUAUCCCUUAGCUGUUCUAACACCAAAUGUCAAUGAAUAUAAGCGUCUUGUUCAGAAAGUACUGAGUUCUGAAGUAAAUGAUGUAGAUGCUCCUCAACAACUGCUAUCUCUUGCCAAAAAGAUUGUCGGUGUUACUAUCCUAAGGAAACGAAAUUCUGAUCUUGUAAGUGAUGGUGACACAGUCAAAUCAGUGAGCAUAUAUGGUUCUCCUAGACGUUGCGGUGGCCAAGGUGAUAUCCUUUCUGGAAGUGUGGCUGUCUUCUUAUCAUGGGCACGUCAACAUAUCUUGGCUGCUGAUUCAAACUCGAAUCUCAGUUGUAAAAAUCCAACAGUUUUGGGAUGCAUUGCUGGGUCUGCUAUAUUGAGGAAGGCUGCAUCACUUGCUUUUCUAAAGAAGAAAAGAUCCACAGUCACUGGUGACAUCAUUGAAUGCUUGGGACAAAGUUUGGAAGACAUUUCUCCUGCCAGUUAAUUCACUCUAGAUGCUCACCGUUGGCAACCAAGUUUACUUAUCCUGCAAUAAUAUUUUCUUUCUUUGUUGAGUUUUCUUCUUUCUUGUCUUUAUUUCUCCCAUUUUGGUCUGCUUUUUUUAUUUUGAAUAUUUAAAACAUGUCUGCCUGUUUUGCAAUGAUAGCCAAAGUGUGUGGAACAGAGUUUGGCUAAAACUUAACGUUAAACGUGCACAUGUGAAACUUAA